Molecule: messenger RNA, 1976 nt
Organism: Annulohypoxylon maeteangense
Lineage: Eukaryota; Fungi; Ascomycota; Sordariomycetes; Xylariales; Hypoxylaceae
Exons: 1
Coding region: 380-1435 (351 amino acids)
Source: RefSeq, a predicted model, not a curated record
UUCACCAUCCAGCGUGCCUCUCUCUUUCGAGUCUAUCUCAACAGUCUCUCUUUUUCGCUUCGACGUUGUCGGUCAUCCCAGUCCAUUUCUGCUUAGCCAGCAGCUUUCCAUAACAUUCUUUCCAACGGCAACUGUGUCUGCUUAGCAUUCGCGAAAUCGACUUUCGCUCAUUGAAAUCCCGCAUUGCAUAUUGCAUACGUCCACUCUUUCGACAGCAACGAAGUAAAUAUACUCUCACGAGAUUAGACUACCUUGAAUUAGAGCAACAAUAUCGCAUCGAGGUACUCAAGCAAACGAAAAGAAGAAAUCUUCGAGAAAUCUCAGAUCAUUUGUCCCAAGAAUUACCUAAACAAGUUUAAAUUACGAACCCGUAUUUAAAAUGAAGUCCGCAACUGUCGCAUUCGGCCUGUUCGCCGGCAUCGCCUCGGCUUCCUACAACCACCACCCCCGUCACUUCCACAACCCUCACUGGCGACGAAAUGACACUGCCGCGGCCUCAACCACCCUAACCGUCGCCGUCACCACCGUCCACACUAUCACCUCAUGCGCGCCUACCAUCACCAACUGCCCGGCCAACUCCGGCAACAGCACCGGCCCUGCCGUCGUCACUGAGGUUAUCGACCUGACGACCACUGUUUGCCCUGUUACUGCUGUUGGCUCCGUCUCCAGCUCCAUCGUCGGUGCUCACAGCAGCGGUCUCAUCACCGGUACCACUCGCACCGUCGUCGCCACCCCUACCUCCACUAGCAGCUCUUCGCCCAAGGGCACUACCCCGGCUGUAGGUGCCGGUGUCUCUUACUCUACCUCCGUUGGUACCGUCGACCAGACCGUCACCAUGACCCUUGGCCCCGAGAGCUCCCGAUCUGUUCUCGUCACCACCAUCAAGUCUACCCAGACCCACCUCGUCACUGUCACUGCCGUCCCCACCCCCGGCUCUGGCUCUGGCUCCGGCACUACCAGCGAGGAGGGCACCACUACCACCACUAAGACUUCCACCGGCACCCGCACCGUGACUGUUGCUUCCGCGGGCACCUCCUCCGGCGUUAACGCCCAGGCCACCGGCAGCAACACUGGCUCUAACACCGGCUCCGGAUCUAACUCUGGCGAGUGCGUUGCCAACACUGUCACCGUCACUGAGACCAAGACUGUGGCCGCUUCCACCGUCUACGUCACCGCUCCUGCCGCUGCUCAGGCCACCGGCGCUAAGGCUGUCACAUCUGCUGCUGCCUCAGCUACCACCUCUGCUGCUGCCACUGCUACCACUGGAACCUCCAGCGGCAGCGAUGAGGAAGAUGACUGCCCCCCUGAGGAGAGCUCCAGCGGCGUGGUCACCGCCACUGCCACUGCUACCCUCGUCCCCUACCCCGUCAACAACGGCACCGCGCCUGCUCACCCCAGCGGCGCCGCCAUCCCUACCGUCAUCCUACGUCACUAAAUCAAUCGACUCCCACAAUGAAAUCAAUCGCAAGUGGGGAGGAGAGAAGAGAAUAGUUAGCGAACGUUUUGUAAAAACUAUGGAUUACCCCGAAUUCGAAAAUGCGAAAACUGUAGUAUAGCAUGAACGAGGGACGACUGCACGAUCAUCACCAUCUCUUUUUUUAGUUUGGAGAUAAAAGGCGAGAAUACGGGAUGAAGAUCUUGGUGGGCAAAACAAGCACAGUUGGUUUUUAGGAUCAAUCUUGGGGAUGGCGACGGAUUCUUUGGACAUAUGUUACAAGCGAAGCUUCUUGAACAUUUCUUUUUAGAUGUUUGGAAGUUUGGACAUGUAUGUGCGAAAGAUUCCAAUGCGGUUGAUUCUUCGAUAUACCCCCCUUCCCUGGUCUGGUAGCCGGGGAGGGGUCGAGAGGGCGGAUAUGCUUCGGGUUGGCCAAUUUUGGGCCGUCUGGGUGUUGAGGCUCUCGUUCGAUUCUGAAUGUAUGUGUUUGGUAGAGUCGUGUAUUUAGAUGGCUAUUUGAAUGGAGAUUUUGGUGCUUACA